CCCGCCUCCUCUCUCUUCUACCUCGGGCAUCGUCCUGCGCGGUAUACCGAUGAAGAAGCUGUUCACCAGGGAGAAAGUCCCAAAGGCUCCGAAACAGCCCGCUACUGCUCGCGAUGCGGCUUACCCUGCUCAGACGCCGCUUGGGGAGGAUCAUACGUUCCAAUAUUCACCAACCCCGCAGUAUCACGAGCCUACACCAGGCCGGAAUGCACGACGCUCGACCAGUGAUGAACGUUGGGAGGUAGUGCAGCCGUUCGAGGAUGGAUCUCCGACUCAUCUACCCCGACCUCCGCUUUUAACGGACUCAAGAACGUCCUCCCUUGCCUCAUUGAUAUCCUCGGGCACGCCACCUGGAGCAACCCCUCGCGCAGUCUCUCCUAUGAAUCAACCGCACCCUCGACAGAAGUCCCCGCCUCUCAGUGAUCGCGAGCCUCAAAUGCUGCGAAAGAAACCUCCAAAUGCUGGCACGGGAGCUGCUGCCCUGGGGAUACUGAAAGCUCUUGAUCCUCAUCCUGAAGGGCCUGGCUACCACGACGAUACCUCUAAUGCGUCUGAUGGGCAGGUGAAAGAAGAGAAGAAAGAGAAGAAGGGGUUCUGGGACCGAGCAGGUGCAGGGCUACGUGACAUGCGAGAUAGGGAGAAGGAGAAGGAGAAGCUGAGAGAGAGUCAUAAGAACCAGGAUCAAGGCCAUGAGCUGACCAGGAUGAUAGGGUGGCUCACGGCGACUGGAUCCGAGGAUUGGGCAUAUGUCCUUGAUGCUUGUGAGAAGGCCUCUGCAAAUGAGGUCAAUGCAAAGGAAGCAGCCAAAGCCUUACGAAGAGAGUUCAAAUACGCUGAACCUCCAGCUCAACUGUCCUCUGCACGGCUAUGGGCUAUCAUGCUUCGAAACUGCUCCGACGUGUUCAUUACCCAAUGCAGCUCGCGCAAAUUCCUAGAUACCCUGGACGAAGUCAUAACGUCUCCUCGUACUUCACCUGUAGUCCGAGAGCGCUUGGUGGAUAUUUUGGGAGCUGCAACAUACAUGACCAAUGGUAAAGAGUCUAAAUCUGAGCGGGACGGCUUCCGUGCUCUCUGGCGCAAAGUGAAGCCCGCGGACAAGCCCGACGAGGGCGUACCGUUCGAUGAGGACGAUGCUAUGUUCAGUCCACCUGCAUCUCGUCGUCACUCGCAGUUUUCGGUUCUGCAAAGCCCGCAGAUAGACAUUGACGUGACGCCGGUUGUCCAUUCACAACCGCAAUCUGAGACUGUGACUCCCAAGUCUCGGAAGCACAAGUCUUCACAGAAGAACCGUGUAAUUCCUCCGGAAGAAGAUAUGCGACGCCUGUUCCAAGAGUGUAAGGUCGGUCGCGGCAACGCUGCGCUCCUGUCAGAAUCGUUGGCAUUUGCCAAGCCGGAAGAUCUGCAAGAGAAAGACGUUAUACGGGAAUUUUAUUAUAAAUGCCGUGCAUCGCAAGAACUCAUCUACGCACAAAUCCCAUGGGCGUCGGCAGGAGCAGAACGCUCCAGGCUUGCUGCGGCUGCACGGGAUUCCGCCAACUUCCCGGGAACCGACGAGGAGCCGGCGGCCCCAACACCUGAAGAGCAGCUAUUGGCAGCACUUCUUGAAGCGAACGAAGAGCUUCAAGAGGCACUCAGGUUAUAUGAUGACCUUGAGAGGGUCGGCCUUGAACGCCAGGCGGAGGAGAGGAGCCGAAAGGAAGUCCGCAUGGAUCGCUCGAAACUUAAUGCCGAUGAGGAUGGUCAUUCGAUGUACCCUGCCUCUUCUCCUUCACAAUUUGCGGGAGGCUCUUCCUCUCAUAGCCCAUCACCUUCCCCAUCGCCAUCGCCGCCAUCAACGCAUGGUUUCCUCCCUCAUGGCCAUCGAGCAUCAAUUACUUCACCUGAUUUCGACCAUCCGCAUCAUUCUUUGGCACCCCCGCGCUCUGCUCCUCAUGGCCCGCGCUCACCGACCCUUAACAUAGCUCGAUCACGAACUCCGUCAUGGGAGCGUCAGUCAGUGGCGCAGUCCGGUCGUCAGUCAAUGCUCAGUGUAGCAGAGCUUCGCCGCGCCUCACAGAACGGAGGUCGCCAAUCCGAGGACAGCUCUGUUGAUGAGGAAUAUGCGACCCCUGUCAAGCCCAGCGCCAAAGCCCUCGGGAAGCGGCGCCAGGUUGACGCCGAUGACUCGAGUACUCGUUUUGAUCCCGAUGACAUCUUUCUGGAGCAUAGAGAUCGACUCAACGGCUCAGAGGAUGAUCUUGCUUCGGAUGCGGACGAUGCGGAACUUAGGCGGUGGCAUCAACCUGUCCAUUACGUCUAUGAUGCAGCAGCAGAGCGUACGGAGCAGCGACUGAAAGAAGGUCAUCUGGGGCUUGUCAAUGGUGUCCGGUAGCAUACGUCGUGGUGCUUGACUACAGUGCUGGAUUCCAGCCAUCAUAUUCCGUACUUGAUAUUAGUCGAAGGAAUAAUGUUUUCACUCGAUCCCACUGCAAAUCUAUCUCUAGCUUUGCGGCUGGAGCCAGCCUCUCAUUCUGGCAACCUGAGCCAGUAUAGGUUCCGCCGACCUCUGUUCUUCAUUCCUGCACAGUGCCCGUCCCUCCAUGUCAUCCAUCUCAGCAAAUCUUCUCCAUUUCUUCAGGCCAUCGUCCUCCACGUUCAGGGCUUGGACUAUAU
This is a messenger RNA of Gloeophyllum trabeum ATCC 11539, 2652 nucleotides long. RefSeq lists its product as uncharacterized. The transcript is spliced from 11 exons. Bases 50 to 2371 code for a protein of 773 amino acids. Gene Ontology annotation, cellular component: actin cortical patch. The record is from RefSeq and is a predicted model, not a curated record. Gene Ontology annotation, molecular function: phosphatidylinositol binding; ubiquitin binding. Gene Ontology annotation, biological process: actin cortical patch localization; endocytosis; actin filament organization. NCBI's taxonomy places the organism in Eukaryota, Fungi, Basidiomycota, Agaricomycetes, Gloeophyllales, Gloeophyllaceae.